AUGAUAAAGCCUAGCGCAUAUCCUGUUGGUUUGCAAUUCUACCACAACAUCGGAAAGUCAAGGUGCAGGCAGCUGGUCUGGAAUCUGUGCUUCCACCAACGCUCAAUUCACAACUCCAGUCGCCGCUUAAUAAACGAAGGUAAGAAGGGUGGCAUUGGCAAGACCGACGCAGAAAGGCGGCUCGAAAAGCAAGCCAAGUUUCAAGACUUGUCAGAUGCUUUCGAGGAAUCAAGGCACAUCCACAUGAAAGAAUCUGAAACUGAACAGAAUGACACUUUACACCUAGGUUCCAUGCUUUAUCGAGAAGCAGGUCACACUCACUCACAUGCUUCAAGUCAAAGCAACCCACUACUGAAAAUGAGUCGAAAAGAAUUUAAAAAGAACCCUGGCGUGAGAAUUACGUGGAUCGGCCUGUGGAUUAAUGUCGGCUUGGCGCUUGGAAAAUUCGCCGGCGCUAUCAUGUUUCACUCACAGGCGUUGAUAGCAGACUCCGUACAUGCACUGUCUGAUUUGGUCUCAGACUUUUUAACUUUAGCAUCUGUGAAGCUGUCUUCAAAACAACCAACUGCUGAAUAUCCUGGAGGCUAUGGUAAAAUUGAAACCCUAGGCUCUCUCUCAGUAUCUGCAAUUUUGGCCUUCGCAGGACUUUCUAUUGGUUGGAGCUCGCUUUGUGCUAUCGCUGCUCCAUUACUUCCCCACGCUGUGCUGGAUGUUGUUUCUACUUUUUCCCACUCUCAUUCACACGGUGGACCAACCGAUGUCGCUAACAUUAAUGCUGCAUGGAUAGCGGGUGGGUCAAUUAUCAUAAAAGAAUGGAUUUUUAACGCUACCAAGAAAGUUGCAAUUGAGACAAACUCUAAUGUACUCCUUGCUAACGCCUGGCACCACCGAGUUGACUCUUUGACUUCAUUGGUGGCGCUUGUUACUAUUUCUUCUGGAUACUUUUUCAAUAUUCAAUCUCUGGACGCAGUUGGUGGUCUUUUAGUUUCUGCACUGGUUGUGAAGACUGGAGCCGAUGGCAUGAUAGGUGCUAUGAAGGAGCUAGUUGAUCGAGCGGUGGCUGGUGAUGAUCCUCGCUACGUUACAGUGAAAGAUAACACACAGGAGAUUUUGCGUAAACUGAUUUCUAAUAACAACGCAAAAAAACCCUACGGGCUUAAGAACCUGACAGUUUUGUCUUCAGGUCCCGAAAUGCAUGCUAAGAUGACCCUGGAAGUUCCGCUACAGAGAUGGGAGAACGUUUUGACUAUUAAAGAAUUUGAAAUUGUGACAGACCAUUUGCGUAAAACAUUGCGGGAAAAUAUACCAACUUUACGCAAUAUUGACAUAGAUUACGUUGAAGAGAGACCACCUCUUUCGCCUGAACAAUUGAAGGAAAUUGAGAAUCAGAAGAAGUUGGGUCAGUUUCCUACACCUCAGAACGAGUCAGCGAGCGAUGGUCCGCUCCCCAGCGGGCACACUCAUUCCCACUUUGGGCUUGGAAGUGGCCAUACACACAAGCAUUAG
Molecule: messenger RNA, 1506 nt
Organism: Lachancea thermotolerans CBS 6340
Lineage: Eukaryota; Fungi; Ascomycota; Saccharomycetes; Saccharomycetales; Saccharomycetaceae
Product: cation diffusion facilitator family transporter
Exons: 1
Coding region: 1-1506 (501 amino acids)
Biological process (GO): monoatomic cation transport; transmembrane transport
Cellular component (GO): membrane
Molecular function (GO): monoatomic cation transmembrane transporter activity
Source: RefSeq, a predicted model, not a curated record